AUGCAUAAUGCAUUAGCUUGUCAUGUUGACAUGAAUAAAGGACAUACUUUUAUGUAUAAAGUGAUGGAGGAUAUUUUCAUUGGACUAAGGAAAGGUGACAUCGAAAACUUAACUGAGUUAAGAGAAAAACUUGAAGCAUAUGCUGGAAUUAUCAGUGCUCUGCGUGCACAGGGGGACCUAAGCAAGGAGAAAAAAGACCUUCUUGGAGAGCUGUCCAAAGUUUUAAGUAUUUCUACAGAGCGACACAGAGCAGAAGUGCGAAGAGCUGUCAAUGAUGAGCGAUUAACAACUAUUGCACAUCACAUGUCUGGCCCAAACAGUUCUUCAGAAUGGUCGAUUGAAGGUCGUAGAUUGGUUCCAUUGAUGCCCAGACUUGUUCCGCAAACUGCGUUUACUGCAACUGCAAAUGCUGUAGCCAAUGCAGCAGCUCAGCAUAAUGCUUCACUUCCCUUACCUGCAGAGACUGGUAGCAAAGAAGUGGUGGUUUGUUAUUCCUACACAAGUACUACUUCUACCCCAACUUCUACAACAGUUCCUGGUGGUAGUGUGGCCACAGUUAAGUCUCCUAGACCUGCGAGUCCAGCUUCAAAUGUGGUUGUCUUACCGAGUGGAAGUACAGUGUAUGUCAAAAGUGUGAGCUGCUCAGAUGAAGAUGAAAAACCUCGUAAAAGAAGACGUACUAAUUCUUCCAGCUCCUCCCCUGUUGUCCUUAAAGAGGUGCCCAGGGCAGUCACUCCUGUUUCAAAGACCAUCACGGUUCCUGUCAGCGGUAGCCCCAAAAUGAGCAACCUCAUGCAAAGCAUUGCCAAUUCCUUACCACCACAUAUGUCCCCAGUCAAAAUAACAUUUACCAAACCCACCACUCAAACCACGAACACAACUACGCAAAAGGUAAUCAUUGUGACCACCUCUCCAAGUUCAACGUUUGUCCCCAAUAUACUUUCGAAGUCCCACAGCUAUGCCACAGUCACAAAACUUGUCCCAACGUCCAUCGUGACGCCUACAACACAGAAGCAGCCAGUGGUUAUUACAGCUACUCAGCCGUCCCCUACAAUCACUUGUAGCAAUAGUACCUCUUCACCUACGGUGAUCCCCAGCACCAUUGCCGUAACAACUGUAGUGUCAUCCACACCAUCUGUCGUCAUGUCAACAUCGGCGCAAGCAGUGUCAUCCUCUGCUGUAAAGAUUGCUUCAGUUAGACAAGCAUCUCCUAAAAGUGUAGUGAGUUCUCCAACCCAGAUCCUGGCUCAGCUUCCCAAGCAUCAGCAACAGUCACCAAAACAACAGCAGUCUCCACAAAUGCCUCAGACAUCCCAGGCUGGCCUGCAGCAGAGUCCACAGCCUCAGACUCCAACUACUAUCAAACCGACCAUACAGAUCAAACAGGAGUCAGGGGUCAAAAUUAUCACUCAGCAAAUGCAGCCCAGUAAAAUUCUUCCAAAGCCAGCAACCGCUACAAUAUCUAGCAGUAGCACAUCUCCGAUCAUGGUGGUCAGCAGCAAUGGAACGAUCAUGACGACCAAACUAGUAACGAGCCCUACAGGUUCCCAGGCUACCUAUUCCCGUCCAGCAGUCACCCCUACCAUUGGUGCUCGUAUGACUACCUCCACAGGUGCUACUUAUGUUAAAACCACUAGUGGAAGCAUCAUCACGGUGGUACCAAAAUCGCUGGCGACCUUAGGGGGGAAGAUCAUAACCAGCAGUAUUGUUUCUGGUACUACUACAAAAAUAACAACCAUCCCCAUGGCCUCCAAACCCAAUGUAAUCGUUGUACAGAAGACUACAGGCAAGGGAACAACUAUCCAGGGACUUCCAGGCAAAAAUGUUGUCACAACGUUAUUAAAUGCAGGGGGUGAAAAACUUCAAGCAGUGCCUGCUGGAACAAAGCCAGCAAUCAUCACCGCAGCAAGGCCGAUAACAAAAAUGAUAGUCACUCAGCCGAAGGGAAUUGGUUCAGCUGUUCAGCCGGCUACUAAGAUCAUCCCUACUAAAAUUGUAUAUGGGCAGCAGUCGAAAACGCAGGUUCUGAUAAAACCAAAGCCUGUGACGUUCCAGGCAUCAAUGGUGAGUGAGCAGGCCAGGCAGCUAGUAACAGAGACUCUGCAGGCAACUAGGGUAACAGAAGGGUGCAUCUCAACCAGCCAGGAGGUAGUGGGAAAGGAAGACCCUCAAGCAUACACAGACAGCAGUUCAUCUUCCACGGAGUCUUCUCACAGCUGUCAAGAGCCUCAGCCUGUUGUUCAUGUGAUUACAACCAGAGGCCAAGAAUGGCCAGAGCAUGAAGUUACCAUGGAAGCCAGCCCGACUAUCAUUUAUCAAGAUGUAUCUAGUGAAUCUCAGUCAGCCACGUCCACUAUUAAAGCACUGCUGGAAUUGCAGCAGACAACAGUUAAAGAGAAGGGAGACUCAAAACUCCGGCAGCCUACUAUUGACCUGAGCCAGAUGGCAGUUCCUAUUCAAAUGGCCCAGGAGAAACGGCAGUCAUCGGAAGGCACUUCAAUAACCCUAGUUGAACCAGAUAUGGUCACUGAGUACAUCAGUACAGGUAGACAGCUAGGAGCUUACAGUGCAGGUAAAACAGCCAGGGCUGGAACCACAUGCAGCAUCAGCUCAGGAGAAAUGGCUCUGACAUCACUUCUGACUGCCAGUCAUCAGCAGACACAGAGCCUUCAGCAAACAACACACUCCCAGAGGGCUGUAGUACAACAAAUUGUUCACGCAGCAGCACAGAGUCCAGUAGUUGUCAAGUCUAUCCCAGUGUCCUCUGAGAUUACACACCUAGUACAGCAGGCUGUCACUAGUCAUUCAGUUGCAACAAAACAAGCUGAAGAGAGCGGAGUUGAGGAGGGAGAAGUUGAAGAAAUGGACACUUUAGAUCCUCAGACAGGCCUGUUCUACAGGUCUGCACAAACGGUACAGACUGUGUUCAAGCAGCAGAAAGUGUCACAGCCAGAGCAUGCACAGCUUCAGAUUCGGACUGUACAGCAUUUGCAAGCUAAGCCACAACUGAAGCACGCAGCACAUCUGCAGCAUGAACUUUUGCAGCAAAGGCUUCAUACAACUCAACAGUUCCAGAUUAAGCAUCCGACCUCCCAGGGACAGCACGAAUUGGCACAGACCAAGCACAUUUUACAAGCACAGCAAGUUGUGUCCAAAGAGAGGCCUGUGUCACUGGUAACAACACAACCACAGCAGAAUGUGGUGCAAGUAUUUGCUGUGAAAACACCUCAGCAGCAACUUCCAAAACUGCAGCAUAUCCCAACGCAAAAGGUCCAAGUCCAAUUCCAGCAAGCCACACUAAAGAGACCCCCUCCUCUGGAAAAACACGCACCGACCCAGGUGCAGCAGCCAGUGAUUAGUCAAGGGCCAUCUGUUACAAAGAUAACAUUUGAAGGUCACCAGGCUCCUGUAGUUUCCAAGUCAUCUAGCGGAGAUACAGUUUUGAAGCUGGCAACACCUGUUACGAGGAUAUUUCCAGUGCAGACCUCUGAUAAAACUGGCGCAGUUGCAGACAUCCUGAAAAUGUCUAUGAUGGAAGCCCAGAUUGAUACAAAUGUAGAACCUAUGAUAGUAGAACCAUUGCAUGAUGGCAGUUCUACUAUUAAAGCUAUUGCUGAAGCCGAUACUAUAUCUACCAGCCACCUUCAGCGGGCAGUAGUAAAAACUGUCCAACAUCAACAGUGCAAAACAGUAGUUCAUGAGAGCACCUCUUCUGCAAUUGUUACCCCAGUGUCUGAAAAGGGUGAUUGUUCAGCUGUGUCUCUGGGUAGCCCCUUUAUUCGCAUUCAAGACUUGGCACCUAAGAAAGCUGAUGAUAUGUCUGCAGAUAUUCUUAUCCAGUAUUCUAUACCAUGUCACUCCAGCUCUAACGUGGUGGUUGAACAAUGUCCUGGACUUGUUGAGAUCAAUAAUUUCACCAGCCAGCGAUUGGCAGAUGAGGAAACUGCGAUGGAACAGGAUGUGGACAGUAGCGCAGAGGAAGGAACUGCCAGUCCAUCGCAGAGCUCUGCUGACCAGUCACAGUAAGCUCGCUGAGGAGUUCAAGUUAACGUUGUGUGCUCUUUUCUGAAGUGCCCACUUCUCCUUUCUGAAAGGAGAGAAAGACUAAAAUGUUACCAAAUCAUGUUUGCACACUUGAUGUAUACAGGUACUUGUUGUAUAUACAAAAGUAAUUUAUCAAAAUUUUGUACAGCAGCACAACUAAAAAUGCCCCAGAAAUGACUUGCUCAGUUUGUUGGGUUGCUGACAGAUUGUGUCAGUAAGAAAAUACUAAACAGUUCAGACUUAGCUCUUUAGUAAGACGGAAGCGAUUUAACUCUUGUGUUUAGCGCUGCUUAGUACCACAUUGCCUACAAAGGAUGUAGUGCUCUCAUAUCUGACUUUGUGUCAGGAAACUGUGAAGGUUGUGCAAGUAAAAGUAAGAUGCAGGACUGCAGUAAAUCAUGUUACAAUUUCCAUCUAUCCAAACGUUGAUGUAGUUUGAUUCAUUUUAAAAAGGUAGCUUUUUUCAAAAUGUCAAUAUUUUUGCUUGCAUCUUUUUGUGUAAGAUGCAGCUUGAAAGAGGAUCUGCCAGUUAUAUAUCCUAGUUUGAGGACAAACUUUAAACAAAGCUGUAUAUUACUGUCAGUAAGAGACCUAGCAAAUAACCUAAAAUGUUCAUGCCAAUAAGGUUUACAGUAGUUAAUGCACCAAGCCUAUUUUAGAUGAAAGUCUUACUUUUAAAUCUUGUGCUUGUGUUAGCACAUUUUAAUCAAUAUAUGAUGGGAUGGUGCAGAAUGUUCCAGCAGGGUUGUUUGUAACAUAGAGGAGAAGCCACAGUGCUAGGCUUUGCUUAAGCAAAACCAGAAAUAACACCUAAACUUUAUUAAAAAAAAUAUUUGUUCUUAAAAUCCUUUGUAAAACUUCUCUGUCCUACCACUGACUUUUAAGCCUUCAAAUGUGUGUUCCAUUACAUUACUUAGGUUUCCGUCAUGUGAUUAUGGGGGCAUCGCUCAUACACACAUGCUCAGCAAUUGCACAACUAGCAACAAUAAAAAACGGAAAUCUUAAGAAGUGUAAUUUGUGCAAUAGAAAUAUGGCUUGAGCAUUUAAUCACUUGAGAUCAAACCUGGAAAUUCAGCAAUAAAUUUCACUUUAACUCUCACCCCUACCAGGAAUUUUUA
Messenger RNA from Protopterus annectens (West African lungfish), 5162 nucleotides. It is a transcript of the gene EMSY, whose product is annotated as EMSY transcriptional repressor, BRCA2 interacting. Bases 1 to 4026 code for a protein of 1341 amino acids. The record is from RefSeq and is a predicted model, not a curated record. The transcript has 19 exons. Gene Ontology annotation, cellular component: nucleoplasm. NCBI's taxonomy places the organism in Eukaryota, Metazoa, Chordata, Ceratodontiformes, Protopteridae. Gene Ontology annotation, biological process: regulation of DNA-templated transcription.